CACCUCCCCGCCCCCCUCCCUCCCUCCCCCCCUUCAUCCCACUCCCGCGUUCUUCUUGAUCCUCGAGGUUGCUGAAAAGUGCCUUUUCUGAAGAAUCUGCUGCUUGGAUUUCUGUCUCUGGCUUUUUUUUUUCUUUUUGGCUUUGCUUAAAGCAGCUCUUGGAGACGACAAAUCAUCUAUCCUUUUCGUUUCGCCGAACGCCUUUUUUUUUCUCCUGGUCUUUUUCACGUCUAACAGCAAGUAUUUUACCCCACUGUUUUUUUUUCUCUUCACUCCAUCUUCAUCUUCCGUCGUCUCACGAUCAGUUAAUGCGCGGUCUUGGGAAUAGGAGAAAGACAGAGAUCUUCACCUCCUUCUCCCCAAGAGAAGUGAAGCUUAACUAUAAAGCGAAGCACCGACAGCAACAUAUGCUACGAGAGAAUUAAUCAAAACCAUUUACUGGAGAGCACGGAAUUCCAUUGACAGGCUGCUGUUACCUUCAAAUAACUUCUUCACUUGGCACAAAAAGUGAUAUUUUUCUGCCAACGCACAUCUAAAGGGGCUAACCCGUUAAUCAAUGCCCACCCAUUUAUGUGAUGAAUUAUUUUUAAUUUAAGAUUUGGCUCUUUGACUGAUGUCAUGUUUCUGCACAACGAUCUGACUAACUGAAAACCUAAGUGCUGAGAAGAAAAAAAGUAUAUUUUUUAACCAAAGGAACGACUUUAUUUGUUAAGUUAUAAUUUUAACUUACUUUUAUACACUUUUUUCUAAAACUGUUACUGUUGUGGGGGUGGGACAGAGAAAAAAAAUAAAGUGAGGGGGAUUUCGUUACCCACAUAUCCUUUCAGUUUCCUAAUAUGGCUGUGAAUGUUUCAAUGAUCCGUGACACAAAAUGGCUGACGUUGGAAGUGUGUCGAGAAUUCCAGAGAGGGACUUGUUCCCGGUCCGACGCGGAAUGCAAGUUUGCCCAUCCUUCACGAAGUUGCCAUGUUGAAAACGGUCGUGUCAUUGCCUGCUUCGAUUCACUGAAGGGGCGUUGCACUCGGGAAAACUGCAAAUAUCUCCAUCCGCCCCCACACUUGAAAACACAGCUGGAAAUCAAUGGACGGAACAACCUGAUCCAGCAGAAGACUGCUGCAGCCAUGCUUGCACAACAAAUGCAGUUCAUGCUGCCAGGCACGCAGCUGCAGCCAAUGACUACAUUUCCUGUAACUCCAUCUUUAGCAACAAAUCAUACAAUGGGUCUUAAUCCCUAUCUGAGUCAUAUGACCCAUGGGAUGGGACUGGUUCCGACAGAACUCCUACCAAACACACCAGUCCUGGUGUCAGGGAAUCCCACAGUUACAGUCCAAGGAAACACAGCUUCACAGAAACUAAUGCGGACAGAUAAGUUGGAGGUUUGCAGGGAGUUUCAGCGUGGAAAUUGCACUCGGGGUGAAAACGAUUGCCGCUAUGCACACCCACUUGAAAUGGCAAUGAUUGAUUCAAAUGAAAACACGGUCACAGUUUGCAUGGAUUAUAUCAAGGGCCGCUGCUCACGGGAAAAGUGCAAGUAUUUUCACCCACCCGCACAUCUGCAAGCCAAAAUAAAGGCCGCUCAGCACCAGGUGAAUCAGACUGCAGCCGCUGCCAUGACUCAGCCAGCUGUCAGAUCAAUGAAGCGGUCCCUCGAGGCAACCUUUGACCUGGCCCUCCAGCCUGGUGCCCUCCAACCUUUACCAAAGAGGCCAGCACUUGAAAAAACCAAUGGUGCCACCACAGUGUUUAACCCCAGUGUUUUCCACUACCAACAGGCUCUAGCUAAUAUGCAGCUGCAACAGCCAACAUUCAUCCCAACAGGCUCAGUGUUGUGCAUGACUCCCACUGCAAGUGUUGGGCAUCAUGUUGAAAUAAUAAACAGCACACUGGUGGAAAACCAGGACAUCUCCUUGGGAAGCUGCACAUGGCCUUUGUGUACAUACUCCCAUCAUCCCCAUGCUACCACCUCCACAGUAAGCCUACCACAGCCUACAUGCUAACCAAAACCAAAAUGAUGGGAAUGUCAAGAAGAAAAAGAAAAAGCACUAUAAAAACAUCAAGUAAAUUUACAUACUCCUGUUAGACACUACUUGUAUGUAGUAGUUAAAUGAGAUAUACUACUGCUUAUAUCUCAUUGCUGUAAUACAUUUAUAAUCAAUUCAUGGUAAUAGUGAUGAGCAUUUUCAAUGUAAGACUGUUGGUUUAAUGUAUAUUAUCAAAUAGAAUUGUUUAUCUGUCUUGAUUUUUAUGUAAGAGUGUUAUCUUAACUGAAUGUUAAGUUUACAUCAGAAUAAAAAAUAGUUUUGAUUUUAAGGAAAUGUCUUUCGUGGAACAGGUUCCCCAAUAGCCUCCUAUUUGAUCGCCAGUUCUCCAAUUUAAUCCUUAUUACAUACAAAAAAUGAAUGUUAAUGAGAAUCAGGGCAAAAACAAUUGAAAUAGAGAGUGAUGAUGAGCUCCAGUCCUUACUGUGUGUCCAGUUUCCAAUUAUGCCUUGUCUAUGUAACAUCGAAUUUUAUAAAACUUAGAGUAUAUCCAGAUUUAACAGACAUGUUUUGUAUAGCAAUAUUUUCUGUGUAAAUAAUGAUGCAUGCUUUACAACACACACUUACACUUGUGAUAUUAGCUGGUUAUGACCAGGAGCCUCUGGGCGUACAGUACUCAACUAUAUAAACACUUAUAGUAGAAAAUUUAAGAUCUUACAAAAAAGGCUGUAGAAGUAUCACUAUCUGUGUAGCUAUAUGAAAAUUAUAUAAUUGACAGAUAUGUGCUGGAGUCAAUCUGUCACACUGGCAGGUUAUUGAUAAUCAUCUCUGAGGAUCUGGAAACAUCUUGAAGAAAAGAUUGAUCUUUCUGUUACUGAGAUGCUUUCUAUUGCAAAUAUUUUCGUCCUGUUUUUUUCCUUCUGAACUGUUCUGAUGGAAUAGGCCUGGCUAUUGGGGAAUGGCCUUGCACAUGUUUCUUUGUUCUCCCAUUUCUAUUGCUGGUCAGAACCUCUUCCUUCACACUGUGUUCCAGUGCCUCAGAGAAAGCCAGGUGAGUGUCACUCAGCUUGAAUUGAAUGUGGUGUAUUGAGGGUAUUAAAGGGACUCUGAUUCAUUGAAGCUAAAUUAACUACUUUGUCCUGUUCCCUCUGUGCUUCACAGGCACAGUAUGGGAUGUGCUUUCUGGCCAUGGUAGACACUAUCACAGACCCAGGUAACAUUGAUAGUGGACAACUGAGGUUCCACAUUGUGUUUGAUGGCAUCGGCUGGAAAGAGACAGCUUUUGAUUACAGAGCAGUAUCUAAGCUAAGAAUAGAAAUAUUCUUGCUCUAAUGGAUACUCAAUAUUCAUUUCUUUAAAUUAGUUGGGCUAAACGCCAGAGCAUUUUGAACUUGACCACAUUAGUGCACUUCAGAUCAGUAAGAGUGCAACUGAUCUCAUCCAGUUGAAGAGUUGAUGAAAAGUGAUAUGGUGUGGCAGCUCAUGUUCUCUCCAUUUGACUCCUUUGCCUGUGAUCUGAAGGCCUGGCUUAAUUUUCUUUUAGUCAGUUACACUAGGCAAUAUUCAAGGCGAUGCCAUUAAAUGCAGCGCACGUUCAGAAUCAUUCCAUUUCUCUUGUGUCAAGCUGUGCAACAUUGUUACAAAUGUACACUUGUAGCUUGACUAGCAUGUGGUGAAUACAGAGAGGAGAUAGGUGACCUCUCUGAACAUGAAGAGAUAUGCAACUGGGAAAGUCCAUUAGCUUCAAUGGAGCAAUCCUUUGGUACUGGCUCAGUACUGCAAACCAUCACACUUCUAGCCUCCCAACUCACUCACCCCACAAUUCCCCAGCCUACAUUGCAGGGUGUCUAGAAUGUAAGUCUGGAAUUUAAGAUAACUUCCCAUUUAAAGUAAAGUCAGAGGUUCCUGCUGAUGAUAAAACAGAUAGAUAUGGAGGUUGUUUAGGGUAGUUCUGUGAGGUGCCUCGGAUGCUUCUGCAUCACUGGCAAAUUAAAAAAUUUAAAAGGGUUAAAAGCAACGAAGCUCAAAGCACUAGUGUCGCCAAAUGCAAUUAUAAACACAGGCAAAAAAUGCCAUUUCUGAAGCCGCACUAAAAGAGACAAUAAUAAAUGUGCAAUGAAUUAUUCCAAAUGAUUUGUUUAAUUGAAAAAUGGAAGUCGUCAGACUAUAAACGUCAUUAGCUCGUGUGCAUUCUUCAUCACAGUCACGUUGACUGAAAGUGACUCUAAAUAAGAAUCUUCUGCAUCAUAGACUCAUUUCUUUGUAUUACAGUGGGGUGGCUGGAGCCUAAUGUGCACCCGCAGUAGAUUUCGCCAGCCAGCACCACCUCAUCCAACAUCUCUUUUUGUAACAUCCACCGUUCUAUUUUCUAUUUCUUUUGUUUAGUUUUUUUUCAGCCUUAUGCAAAUGAUAUGCAAGAAAUCCUGAACCUUGGAUAAAACGGGUCACACUGAGGAAAAGUGGAAUGAAGAGAGUAGAGGACAGAAACAGGGAUUUUUUUUCUAGUCGGGCUGGACAAGUUUAAACUUAACCUUCUGUUCCCAUCACAGCAAAAAGUGCAACACAAAGCUAGGAAAGGAAGGAAUCAAGCACACCAGUGCUGUUUCUGCAAUUGAAAUGAUUAAAUGGCAAAGUCAUUGUUACAGCCACAUGUUCCAUUAACUACACAGGAAUUUGAGUUAAUGUAGGUUGCAGGCUCUGUUAGUGUACCUGACAGGUUUAGAUAGUACUACAUUUCUUCACCCAUGUGUGUUUCACAGUACUGUACGCAGAAAACAGAAAAAUCUUUUGGGAACAAAGUUCCAUCCCUCUCAGAAGGGUCAGCAAGAUAUUCACUUGAUUAACUGUGUGCCUGUAAAAGGGCCUUAGAUGCUAUAAUGGUUUAAAACUGUGUAAUCUAUAGACAUUUGAGCUGACAGCCUAAUCUAAAUGUCAGUACAUUACAACACACCAUGUACUAUCAGUGAUGAGACUGAAGUCUAAACUUUUCAUUUUCUUAACACUGCUGAAGUUUCUCUACGUUGAUUGAUUAGUUUUAGUUACAGACAAUUAGGAAUUAACGAUUAAAAUCUGAGGGAGUGUUAAUAAAAGUUUGGUUUUAACAUUUGUAUUUGAAACCAUUUAUUAAUUCAUUAAAAGUCAUUUAUUUUAUGCUAACCUUCACUGGGAUAUGGUUAAAAAAAGUUUAAUACAAUACAUACCUAGUUUGUGUAGUUUACAUUUUAGAACAAAAUUAACUUUGUAUGUAACUCUUACAAUGAUAGAUUCAUUGUUAACUAAUUAUGAUAUUGAGUUGUUGCUAUGGCAACAAAACUACAACAUGGCUACCUUUGUAUAAAUUAUUUGUGAAUUUUCACUUGUAAUUUUAAAAAAAAUGUACAUCGUCAUGGACUUUAAAAAAAGGUACAGUUAGACACACUCAGGCAAAGAGAAAUGAUAUCCUUUGACUAUUUUGAAUACCCAAAGUUCCACUCAAAACGUACUUGAGACCUGAAUCUGUGUCUGUACGUCCAUUUCUCAGUCAAAGAGGUUUACAACACAUGGAUUUAGAACCGGGUUUUAUACUGAGAUGAAAGCGUGGUACAGUGUUGUAAAAGAAAACAAAACUCUGAAAAAAAUCUGAGAAUGCUGCAGUUUAACUGAUUUGACCUAGUAGUGUACGAUUGUGUGUGACACAUCUUUUUUUUUGCACUUAUGUACAUAGUUAAAAGAAAUAUUCAGAUCUUAUUUUGAAUAAAAAAAAAACAGAACUGUGUUAAAUACAGAAAAGUUUGUUAAGGUAAAUAAGGUCGGCAUUGCUAAAGGCUUUGGAAAAAAUGAGGAAUGGUUUUUGCUAUAAAACUUAUCUGGAAGCAUGAUGGCGCUUUGCUGUUGAGAAAAGCUUUGUAGUUUGCCAUAGCUUUACUGUACAAUGAUUGAGAACAACACACUCAGUUCUAGAGUUUAGAAUCAAGCCUUCAGCAGCCAGAUACAAUCCUACUGUUGAAAUGGUUUAAACAGUAAAAUGAAAACUCAAAUAAAUUAGCCAUCAACACACAAGGAAACCGGUGAAUUGCAAGAUAAAAAAAACAAUCAUGUUACACUGAUCUCAAAGGUUCAAGUUCUAUAAUACUGUACACAGAUGCAAUCUGAUGGUGGAAGCCUACUGAUUUUGUUGCCAUGGCUGCUGUAUCAUAGCAACUGAGGGGAUGAGUAUCCUGGCUCAUGGGUUGCUGUGGAAACCUCUAAGCAGGACCCUGUUGCCUUUGUUCACAUAAUGUGCAUCUUGUCGCUUCUAAGGUUUGUCACAUGCACACAGCAGAUUUCUGCAUCUUGAACUCAAGUGAUUUGAAAUCUCUGUCUGCAGAUUGGGGAAGCAGACCUGCUCGUGGCUGUUGAGAUGGUUAGAAGGUGAAUUCAACCUUGCACUUAAUCUCCUCCCUUCAACACCCCUCAUAUUGGGCAAAAAAAACACAUUAAAAUUAAGCAAAUGGAGCAUUUCUCCUUUAAGUCAAGGACCCAAAAUUGCACAAAAAUUAAAGGUGUUCAUUCCCUCAGCUGCUACAAGCAAAAUAGUAGCUUUAAAUUUAUUUUCUCUUUAGAUUUCUGCCAUAUUAGCUUGCUGUAGUGCUUGUAUGUGCUUUAGAUAAGAUGUGCUGUAUGCUACAUAUUUCAGUAUUUUACUUAUAUUGCCAUUGUUUAAUUUCUGACCUUUUAAAAAAAAUAAAGUGCUUAAAAUGGU
Chiloscyllium plagiosum (whitespotted bambooshark) is the source of this 6699-nucleotide messenger RNA. The record is from RefSeq and is a predicted model, not a curated record. NCBI's taxonomy places the organism in Eukaryota, Metazoa, Chordata, Chondrichthyes, Orectolobiformes, Hemiscylliidae.